Molecule: messenger RNA, 1128 nt
Organism: Lichtheimia ornata
Lineage: Eukaryota; Fungi; Mucoromycota; Mucoromycetes; Mucorales; Lichtheimiaceae
Exons: 2
Coding region: 1-1128 (375 amino acids)
Biological process (GO): translational initiation
Cellular component (GO): cytosol
Molecular function (GO): protein-folding chaperone binding
Source: RefSeq, a predicted model, not a curated record
AUGGGUAAAGAUUACUACGCUAUUCUCGGCGUCCCCAAAAAUGCAGACGACGAUGCCAUCAAAAAAGCAUAUCGUAAACAAGCGUUAAAGUGGCAUCCCGAUCGUAAUAAGGAUAAGGUUGAAGAAGCCAAUCAAAAGUUUCAAGAAGUGGGAGAAGCCUUUGAAGUAUUGAGUGACAAGAACAAACGCGCCAUUUAUGACCAAUAUGGUGAAGAAGGAUUGAAAGGAGGUGGACCACCGCCUGGUGCAGAUGCUGCUGGUGGUGGUUUUCCUGGAGGUGCAAGCUUUAGCGGAUUCCCUGGUGGCGGCGGUGGUGGACGUACUUAUACAUUUACAUCGGGUGGUCCCGGUGGUGGUGGUUUCAAACCAUUCCAUCCAUCUGAUGCUGAUGAUAUUUUCCGUCACUUUUUCGCGUCCUUUGGUGGUGCAGGUGGUGGUGGUAUGGGUGGUGGCAUGGAUGAUGAUGAUUUACGUGCUGGUGGUGGAAUGCCUGGUGGUGGAUUCUCUUUUGGUGGUGGUAUGCCACGUACAGCAAGAACCAGCGGACGACAAGGCUUUGCACGUGCAUCACCUCAACCACCACAAAAACCACCUGCUAUCAAACGGCCAUUACCGAUUUCUUUGGAAGACUUGUACAAAGGCACUACCAAACGUCUAAAAGUAACACGUAAGAUCCGUGAUGGAGCCACAGGUCGCGUCAUGAAUACGGAUAAGAUCCUCACAAUCAAUGUGAAACCUGGUUGGAAGGCUGGCACCAAGAUCCGCUUUCCCGGUGAAGGUGAUGAGUUGGAGAAUGGUCAAACGCAAGAUAUUGAAUUCAUUGUUGAGGAAAAACCACAUCCUGUAUUCAAGCGUGAUGGCGAUAAUUUGCGAAUGACCAUUCAAUUGACACUUGCAGAAGCAUUAUCAGGUUUCUCAAAAAAGAUAAAGACGCUGGAUGAUCGAACAUUGAGUGUAAGCAAUGCAAACACCAUUGUGCAACCUGGACAAGAAUCCCGUGUUCCCAAUGAAGGCAUGCCAAAUUCUAAAACUGGACGCAAGGGUGAUCUCAUUGUCAAGUAUGAAGUCAAGUUCCCUACCAAUCUUACACCCACUCAAAAGGAACGUAUCAAGGAGAUCUUACAAUAA